AAAGUAACCAACCACCAUACUCGACUGACGCGUUUCGUUUGUCUCGAUCGUGCGCGUCCUUCUUUCAUUGACUUCUUUCAAACUCUGGCGAAAAUAAGUUUUGUUAGUUUUAAAGUUUCUAAAUACUUAUUAAUCAGAUACUUUAUGCCUUACAAUGGGACUAGUACAAACUGCACUUCGGAUUUAUUGUUUGAGUGGCUCUUGGGAGCAAGUUCUAUGCAAUUAUGACUAGUGAACAAAGUUGAGUGAACUUGUGAGUAAUACAGUGUCCAUUAUGUUUAGCGCUGGGCUAAGCUAAAUCCUACAGGUGUGCUGCUGUACGCAUUGUUGUGGUAUUCAAAUCCUAGCAACCACGUUCUAUGAUGAAGUUAUGUUGUGUCAAGUUGAAUUAUCGGUGUUGUCGGAGGAAGUGUAACCAGAAAACAUGUAAAAAGUGACUGCAUAUAGUAAACUUAAAAACUUGUAGAAUAACAAGAGUGGUCUUCAGUGAAGAAAAAGAAACUGUAUAUUCUACAUGUGAUGGAAGAACUAGAACGGUUAUUCAAAAUGUGUUCGACGAAACUUUGGGGCGCUUUCGUGUUAUGCUUCAUCUGCAUUCAAUUGGCGUCUACAGCUGACAGUACAGUACAAAUGCAGCCACCACGAUUCAGCAUGCAGCCCUCAUCCUCAAACAGCAUAGUCAGAGAAGGCACCACCAAAAUAUUGCAGUGUUCAGCACACGGGAUUCCUCAACCAGUAUAUAGAUGGCUGAAAAACGGUAUACCAUUAGGAGAAUAUUCAUCAGAGCUCUUUUACAAGAUCCUCAAUACCCAACGAGAUGAUGCAGGAGCAUAUCAAUGCAUCGCCAAAAACGACGUCGGCGCCAUAUUCAGCGAAAAAAACAAUAUUGUCGUUGCGUAUAUGGGCGUAUUCGGGAACAUAGAACAAGAUGUAGUAGUUGUCGAAUCCGGCAGAGCUGCAAUUCUUGAUUUUCCUUAUAUUGAAUCUGAACCACCUCCUUCAGUGGUAUGGCAAGAUCAAAAUGGAGCUCUUCGUUACGACCAAAAAUAUGCUCUUACGCCACAACAUCAACUCGUCAUUCUAUCAGCUUCUAGUGAAGACGAAAGGCCAUACAGAGUUCGAGCGAUAAACACGCAACUAGGAAAAGUAGAGAACAGCCCUUACAUCAAAUUAACUGUAUAUGGUGACGACGAAAAAGAAAUACCACCAGAAAUUAUAAUCAAACCACAAGACACCAAAAUCACAAAAGGCCAAGAAAUUGUAAACUUAUAUUGCAUAGCUAAUGCCAGGCCUCUGCACGAAUUAGAAACACUUUGGUUUAAAGAUGGCAUUUUAAUAGAUCUGGCCGGCGUCACUUACGAUUUACAAGACCAAUGGAACAGAACCUUGAGCUUAAUUUCAGCUAAUUUAAGUCAUACAGGUCAAUACACAUGCCAGGCGAGAUUAAAAACGGGAGGAUUCGCAACCGUCACGGCUUCUGCCGCCGUCACUGUAAUUGAGAAGCCGGUGUUUACGACCACUUUAAAAUCCGAAACGUUUGGUGAAUUUGGUAGUACCAUAGUAUUAGAAUGCAACGUGCAAGGAAUUCCGUUGCCGGGCAUCACCUGGUACAAAGAUUCAAGAAAAAUUUGGAGCGUCGGCGCAGAAACCGAAGAAACCGAUAACUCUGAUGUGGACGAUGGGGGAAGACGCUAUCGUGUCGAGGUAGACCGCUCUCUCGUCAUCAGCGACCUAAAAAUGGACGAUAUGGGUAUCUUCCAGUGUAUCGCCAGCAAUGAAGCUGGCGAAUCAUCCAUUUAUACAUGGUUAAAAAUAAAAACUAAACAACAUAUUCGCGUACCGCGCAGUCAGAUGAAGUUAAUAAGAGUGAGGACUGCGGAUAAAAAGGCAAAAACGUUCAAAUUCGAUACUGGCACGUCCCCGCCAGUAAUGCAGAGCCCGCCAGCCAACCUUACCGUGCUGGACGGGAAAGACGCCACCAUCGCGUGCCGGGCCAUCGGCGCGCCCACUCCCAACGUUACUUGGUACUUCAACGACUCCCUGAUUAUAAAUCUGUCAGCGAGAUUGCAAGCGUUAGAGCACGGAGACCUGCUCAUUACCAGCACAACCACGGCCGACACCGGCAAAUAUACCUGCGUGCGCGCAAACGACGCGGGCAGCGUUUCCGGGGAAGCCUACUUAACUGUACUAGUGAGAACGCAGAUUAUUGCACCCCCCGUGGACACGCGCGUUUUGCUCGGCCACACGGCUACUUUACAGUGCAAGGUUUCAAAUGACCCCAACGUGAAAUACAAUAUCGACUGGUUCCAUAAUAAUCAGCCUAUGACAGCCGGUUCCCGGGUGUGGGUCGCGGCAGAUGGCUCGCUGCAAGUGCAAGCCGUACGCGCCAGUGACGCGGGCGAGUACUCGUGCGUCGUGACGUCACCCGGCGGGAACCACACGCGGAAAGCUGUGCUGUCCGUUAUUGAACUACCCUUCGCCCCGACUAAUGUCAGGGCCGUUAGAUUAGAUGCAACAUCGCAAAGAGCUAUUAAUGUUUCGUGGACGCCGGGCUUUGAUGGGAACUCGCCGAUACAGAAGUUCAUUGUGCAGAGGCGUGUUGUGCCGGAAUUUGGUCCUACUCCAGAUCCUCUGUUAAACUGGGUAACUGAACCGACAAACGUCUCCGCGAAUCAACGAUGGGUUCUCCUGACCAGCUUGAAAGCGGCUACUUCUUACCAAUUUAGAGUUUCUGCCGUCAAUACUGUGGGCGAAGGCCCCGCCUCGGACCCCACGGACGUUUUAACUUUGCCACAAGAAGCUCCCUCCGGCCCACCUAUUGGUUUUAUGGGCUCGGCUCGAUCAUCUUCUGAAAUCAUCACCCAAUGGCAGCCGCCUCUAGAAGAGCAUCGCAAUGGCCACAUCCUUGGUUACGUCAUCCGAUACAGACUUCGUGGCUACGACAACAGCCCCUGGACUAACCAAAACAUCACCAACGAGGCCCAAAGAAACUACCUGAUCCAAGACUUGAUCACCUGGAAAGAUUACAACGUACAAAUAGCGGCUUACAAUGAUAAAGGCGUAGGUGUGUUCACUGAUAGUUACACUAUCAAAACAAAGGAAGGUGUGCCAGAAGCCGCUCCUGACAGUGUUCGCUGUGAAGCCUUCAACUCUACCUCCAUCGCUGUUUGGUGGACUCCGCCGAAUCCUCAAAAGAUAAACGGAAUCAACCAGGGCUACAAAAUCCAAGCAUGGCGAUGGGACGAACUUGAAGCGGAUAAUACGGAACAGAAGCUCGUCAGUGUUCCGCCAAACCUUUUGGAUCCGCUGACCGAACAGACGGCCAUAAUUAGCGGCCUUGAAAAAUUCACGGACUACAACAUAUCAGUAUUAUGUUUCACUGAACCAGGGGAUGGACCCCGCAGCGAGUUUGUUCUGGUCAGAACCAAUGAGGACAUUCCGGAUGAAGUAGCGAACCUACAAUUUGACGAUAUCUCUGACCGCGCCGUGCGCGUAUCGUGGACGCCGCCGAAGAAAUCCAACGGAAUUCUAGUGGGAUACAAGCUCUCCUACCAAGUGAAAGAUGACCACACUACAUCUAUUAACGAAACACUACCGGCCAACGUUACCAGCAUACGAGUCGAACAUUUACAGGCAAGCACACACUACAAGUUCUGGCUGUGCGCGCUGACGGGCGUCGGCGAAGGACCGGCGCGCUCCGCGGUCAUUCAGUCGGGGGUGGAACCCGUGCUGCCGGACGCGCCGCGCAACCUGGCGUUGUCCAACAUCGGCGCCUUCUCCGUGCUGCUGCAGUUCACGCCCGGCUUCGACGGCAACUCUUCCAUCUCGCUCUGGACCGUACAGGCACAAACUGCACGCAACUCAUCCUGGAUAACAGUAUUCGAAGCAAACGCCCCAGACGCCCAGUCCAUACUCGUGACCGGACUAGUGCCGUUCACCACGUACCGGCUACGCGUAAUAGCGACCAACGUCGUCGGGACUUCACCGCCUUCUGAACCGUGCAAAGAGUUUCAAACCAUCCAAGCCCCUCCGCAGCACCCGCCGAGAAAUGUGACUGUACGGGCAGUGAGCGCUAAUAAUCUCCGCGUCAGAUGGAUCCCGCUACAGCAAAGCGAAUGGUACGGCAAUCCAAAAGGCUACAACAUAACUUACAAGCAAAGCGGCACUAACGAGACAUUGUUCAACAUCAUAGAGGACCAUACGGCCAACUCCCACAUACUGUCCAACCUAGAGGAGUGGUCCGUGUACGAGAUACAGAUGACUGCCAUCAACGAGGUCGGUAUCUCUACUGAGAGCCCGAUGGCCACCGAAAGGACUAGAGAAGCCGUACCAUCUUCCGGACCAGCUAAUGUAUCAGCUAACGCGACGUCAUCUACAACAGUAGUUGUGCUAUGGGGCGACAUCCCAGCUAAAGAUCAAAACGGUCUGAUCGAGGGAUACAAAGUUUGCUACGCGGCCAUAGUGCCACCUCCUAGGCCCGACCAUCAAAAAGUGGAAUGCCAAUCCAUACCCUCCAACCAAACGCACACUAUCACACUAACAGAACUGCGUAAAUAUGUUGUGUAUCAGAUACAAGUACUGGGAUACACUAGAUUGGGAGAUGGAGCGCUUAGCGAUCCCCCUGUUACAGUGCGGACGUUCGAUGACACUCCCGGUCCACCUUCCAAUGUAUCUUUCCCCGACGUGACUUAUACGACCGCUCGUAUCAUUUGGGACGUUCCCGAAGACCCCAACGGAGAAAUAUUGGCGUAUAGAGUGUCGUACCAUCUCAACAGCUCGACGCAGCAACAGUUUUCAAGAGAAUUCCUACCGUCAGACAGAACGUUUAGGGCAACAGAGCUGCAGUCAGAGAAGUACUACCAGUUCUCAGUGACGGCACAGACGCGUCUCGGCUGGGGCGGCACUGCGCGCGCCCUGGUGCUGACCACAGUGAACCGCGCCGCGCCCGCGCCGCCCGCCCGGCCUAACGUGGCGCGAUCUCUGCUGCAGCCACACCACAUCACCUUCUCGUGGACGCCUGGCAGCGACGGCUAUGCGCCGCUACGCUAUUACACAGUACAACAAAAAGAAGAAGGCGCCACAUGGCAGACGAUCCCCGAGCGCGUGGACCCGUUCGCGACGUCCUACACCGUGGAAGGGCUGAAGCCAUACACGGCUUAUCAGUUCCGCAUACGGGCCACCAACGACAUCGGGCCCAGUCGCUAUAGCAACGCUACUGAAACCGUCCGCACUUUGCCUGCAGCCCCAAGCAAAGCCAUAGAAAAACUCCACGUGGUCCCGAUAACGCCAAGUAGCGUUCGAGUGCAAUGGACUCCGCUUACCGAACAAUACUGGAGCGGCGACACGCAGACCGGCGGCUACCGGGUCUACUACCAGCCCCUGACGGAUUUCCCCACGCCUCUGCAUCAUACUAUGAAACAAGAAGUGCCCGGCAUUAAGAGCGAAGAAGUAGUUCUAACGGACCUGGCGGUGGACCGCAAUUACGAGAUCAGCGUGUGCGCGGUGAACUCGCAGGGCUCGGGCCCCGGCGGCACGCCGGCGGUGGUGUGGGUGGGCGAGGCCGUGCCCACCGCGCCGCCGCGGGACGUCAGCGCCGAGCCGCUGUCGCCCACCGAGGUGGCGCUCGCCUGGCAGCCGCCGCUGCUGGCGCAGCAGAACGGCGACCUGCUGGGGUACAAGAUCUUCUACUUAAUGACCGAGUCCCCAGAAGAGCCCGAGCCGGGCCGCAAAGCCGAAGAAGAGAUAGAGGUCGUAGCUGCAACCGCCACAUCUCAUUCUCUAGUCUUCCUCGAUAAGUUCACGCAGUAUCGUAUUCAGGUCCUUGCAUUCAACCCGGCCGGCGACGGGCCGCGUUCCAGCUCUAUCCUCGUACGAACGCACCAAGGCUUGCCGACGGCGCCGCGUAACAUCACCUUCACCGACAUCACGAUGAACAGCCUCGUCGUGUCCUGGGAGGCACCGUAUCGGCGGAACGGCCUUAUACAGUCGUAUCUAGUCACUUAUGAAACCAUCGAACAGGACGAACAGCUGAGCAAGCAAGUGAAGCAGAAGGUGACGGAGCGGCGGCUGGCCGUGGGCGGGCUGGAGGAGGAGGUGGAGUACCGGUUCUCGGUGCGCGCCGUGACGCUGGGCGCGGGCCCGGCGGGGGCGGGCCGGGCGCGCACGGGCCCGCAGGCCGGCUCGCCCGCCACGCCGCGCGCGCUGCAGCUGGCGCCGCUGCCCGCCGCGCUGCACCUGGCCUGGACCAACGCCGCCUCGGGCCGCGGCCCGCUGCUCGGAUACUACAUCGAGGCCAGGAAGAAAGCCAAGGAAACGUGGCAGGCCUAUGAUACGAGAUGGGAAACGAUCACGAGAACCAGCAACGGAAUGUUAGAAGAAUUCACGAUAUCAUAUCAAAGCCUGCUACCCUCCACUGCCUACAAUUUCCGAGUGAUAGCAUACAACAUGUACGGUAUCAGCAACCCGGCGUACAACGAGAAGGUCAUAGUGACCCCGUCGAAGCUAUACUUGGAGUACGGGUACCUGCAGUACCCGCCGGUUUAUCGCCGCACGUGGUUCGUGGUGGCGUUGGCGGCCGCUUCUGUGGUCAUCAUUAUUAUGGUGAUAGCCAUACUCUGCGUGAAGAGCAAGAGCUACAAAUAUAAAAAAGAAGCACAGAAGACUCUGGAGGAGUCGCUGGCGGGGUCGACGGACGAGCGCGGGUCGCUGGCGCUGGACCUGUACCGCUCGCGCGCCAACUCGGCGACGUCGGCGGCGCUGGGUGCGGGCGCGGGCACGCUGCGCCGCAAGCCGGCGCCGCAGCUGGGCAAGUCGCCGCCGCGGCCCUCGCCCGCCUCCGUGGCCUACCACAGCGACGAGGAGAGCCUGCGCGCCUACGACGAGAACCCCGACGACUCCUCGCUCACCGAGAAGCCCUCCGAGAUGAGCUCCUCCGACUCCCAGAAUUCGGAGAGUGAUAACGAAAGCGUUAGAUCGGAGCCGCACUCGUUCGUGAACCACUACGCGAACGUGAACGACACGCUCCGACAGUCGUGGAAGCGGCAGCGGCCCGUCCGCAACUACUCCAGCUACACGGAUUCGGAGCCCGAGGGCAGCGCCGUGGUGAGCCUCAACGGCGGCCAGAUCGUCAUGAACAACAUGGCGCGCUCCAGGGCGCCGCUGCCCGGCUUUUCCUCCUUCGUAUGACGGCGGUCGUGCGAGCAGCUCCAGCCUGCGCCCACCUUACACAUAUAAUGUAACGGUCACUGCCCAUUCCCAAUUAUGUAUUUACUUAUUUAAUUAAUUCCCAAUGUACAUAUCAGUUAUACUUGUGAAGUAAGUUUUAGAAAUGGUAGCUGUUAAAUAAAUUUGUUAUCGACAGAUCUAGUGACUUAACUCGAGCGCCUUGUUACUUUUAGAAUAGAUGUAAUACGGUCAAGGAAUUUAAUUUCAGUACCAUUUCGUACCUAGUCAAGUUGUCACAUUGACAAUAGGUUCCUAGCGACUUUAAUAUAGAUUGUGCUGUUUAAUGUAUAAUUUAGAUAGCAUAUUAUGCAGUGAAUAGCACGUGUGACGGGUGCAAAUAAUGAAGAAUUCUUCUGGAAAUACCAAUAAGUAACCAAUUCUUGGACAUCAUUCGGCGGUUCGUGGUCCAGGCCGCCAAUACGCUUUGUACUGCUGCUCCAGCUAUCCUCCAGUGCAUCGUGAAGGCCUAUCACCGUACAUCAUGCAUUAAUACUUUGUAUUAUGAAAUAUUUUACUUGUGAUAUAUUACUGUAUUUUGGCAAAGGCCCAUGAGGCUGCCACUUCUCCAAUAAACAACAACAAUAUUGACUGUCACAGUGACAAGGCACGAAAUGGUACGGAAAUAAAAUUCUUUGACUGUAGUAGACGCGUGAGUGCGAAAGAUAAAAUGUGAGUGUUCAUUAUAAAUAACAAUUUUCGUUGGUAUUAAUUAGGUAUUUUCUCACUAGAUCUGCAAGCAGUCAGUAGAAGUCGUUACGCAGAAUAACCUGCUAAAAAUGAUACAUACAAGCUAGAUUUGUGUCUAGAUUGUUUUUACCACGUUAUUUGCCUAGCUACUAUACUUAUUGCAGCUGACUAUAUUAGAAAAAUGAACGUAUGUGUUCUUACGUUUAAUUAUAUAUCAUAGAUUACUUUAAAUAUUAGAACGACCAAUGUUAUAUCAAUAGCAAAAUUUUAGAGAUCUCGUUAUAUCAAAAUAUUUUGAUUAUUUACGAUAUUAAUAAUAAAGACAUAAUUGUUUUGUGAUUUCAUAAAUCUAGACACGAAUACACAAAUAUAUGUAGUCGUGAAUGAGUUAACUUCGCAGCACACAGCUUAAAGAUAAAGAGUCUGUCAACCCACACAACCGACGCAGCACAUAAUCUGUUACCUUUAAUACAUUACGUGUUUAGUUCUGUAAUCGAAGGACUAUUUAGCAAACGUUAAUGACUGUCCUUUAUAUUAUUUCUAUCCUGGACUUCUUACUAAAAUAUAUCUUACUGACUGUACCAACCAUUACCACCACCGCUGUCGGUUAUCUGCGUGGACAGACUUAUAGCCAUAAAAAACUUGAAAAUUAAGAUUUUCUCAAUGUAUUCCUAUUGCACAUACAACAUAUUUAUAAACCACAACAUUACACGACUUUGACGACUGAGCUAAAGUCACGGCAUUAGUCGUACGUAACUUACAUUCAAACAAAAGUUACAUUAGGUACUUAAUUAAUAAUUAUAAUAAAAAAAUAUGAUUAAAUUAAGUCAUAUAAUACCACAAAAUCAAUACCUACCCUUGGAUGGGCAUAUUUGUUAUAAUAAUGAAUCAAUAAUCGAUAUUAUACGUUACGUAAGUAUCUAAUCAUUUUAAGUAUUUACUUAAGCUUAUGGCGGUUACUUACAAAGUUGAUCACACUCUGUGUAUACCCCCCUUCCAGCUGGGCAGCUGCUUCAUAAGCCCGCACCACGCAUUCAUAUAUGCAUCAACAAUAUUAGCCUCGCUUUAGCUUAGUCCAACUACUCGUAGCUCUUCGGUAGGUAGGUACUAUAACAACACAAGAGAUGCGAGCUUUGCUCUAUGUACUUACCUAUAUUAUUUUAGCUAGUUUUUGUUUUCGUGAGUUGGAAAACUUGGAAAUCAAAACUGUAAUAAAAUGAUUUUAAUAGUUAUUUGUUUUACAAGGGGGCAAAGUUGUUGUUUAACCGCUCGUGCAAAUAUUGAUACCCGAGGAAGCGAAAGAUUCCAAAAUUGAACCACGAGCGUAGCGAGUGGUUCGAAUAAUGGAAUCUUGAGCGAUGCGAGGGUUUCAAAGAACGAGGGUUAAAAAAAAUUGCCCCCGAGUGAAACAUAAUUUUUCACCACACCAACCUGAAGCAAAUAUUAAAUGUAAAAUAUCAAACAAAUUCAAAUCCAAAUGAAUGUUAUUAAAUAUUUAUUAUCCAAAAUCAUUAUUUAAAAGUCAAUUCUACCAGCAAACAUAAGAAAACAACUCAAAUUUUGCAUUUGAUUACUUUGCCCCAUAUGUUAAUAAAAUGCAACUUUGCUAUCAGUUUUUGAAGUGCAAAGUAAGCCUUUCCGAGCUGGUGUGGUGAAAAUACCAUUGAUAUUGCAUGUUGGUGCCUCGAAAGUCGAAAGCUGUCGUGAAUCUUAAGUGACAAAACGAUCUUUGUGUAUUCAUUCAAUUAAUAGUUCAUUCCAUUCUACCUAUAUAAUAUCCUUGCCUAUGUUUUGAAUAUGAUGAACAGUAUUGAUCGAACAUUUGAAAUAGUUCAGUAAUUUAUGUUAUAAGGUAUAAUAUUGAGAUGAGACAUAAUUUAGGUUAAUUUCUUAACGUUUUUAUAUGGAGCAAAGAAAUUUAAUGAAAUCGACUGAUAAUUUUAAAAGUAUAACUCCGAUUUAUGUAAAUAAAAUUAGUAUUAUCCAUAAAAAUAAGGCAGCAUGCAUUUAAUUUAAGAACAAGCUUGAAGACUAGGCACAAUUUUAUUAAAAUAACUGUGAUCUAUUGUAAUAUAAAUUUCAAUAUUAAAACUUUUUGACUAUUACAUUAUAGGCAUGUAAAUUAAAGUUAGUUGUUAAUUACCUAGUGUGAAAUUCACUUAAACAAAUAAUACAGCAUUGUUAGUGAUAUAUACUUACUGAAGUUAAGAUGCACUUUAUACUAUGUUUUCCACUUCUUAAUGAUUUACAUUUUGAUAACAUAAUUUAAUUGAUCAAUGGACCAGUUUUAGGUUUUUACAGCUUUAUUAGAUUGUAUGCAUAUACACAUUGAUUGUAUAACGACCAAGGACAACUUUAUUGUGCUCAGUGCGACAUUUAAAACUAAGGGUUUUGCGAGCCAUAUACGUGCUCAUCAGGGACAAUAUUGUAAAGGUCGCCGUUGUUGAAUACAAGAUGGAGUUGGAGGACUGUUAGAUUGUAAAGGUUUUAUGAUAAUGAAAUGUUAUGAACGUAUGCAAACCGCAAAUGCUGCUAUAGGUAUUGGCAUCAGAGUUGAGGUCACACACACAACUUGAUUGUCAUGUAAUUACGAGAUUUUCAAAUGGAACAAUAAUUUUUUUGUACCUAUCCUUUCACGUUCAACAGCUAACUUCAAUGAUUUACAUGGUUUAUGAAUAAAAAGUAUCUUCAAUUAUUUUUCGCGCGCUAUCUCACUGAACACAUAUAUAUACUCAUUCAUUCCGACGCAAAAAGAGGGUUGUUGUAAGUUUGACCGCUAUGUGUUUGUGUGUCUGUCUGUGUAUCUUUGUGGCACUGUAGCUCUUAAACGGGUUAACCGAUUUGAAUGCGGUUUUAUUUAUUAAAAGAGAGUUUUGUAUUGGUGGUUCUUAGACUUUACCAAAAUCGGUUGAUGUGUUUAUGUGUUGUUGCUAUUAGUGCCGAUACUUAUUCACCUCUACUCUCCUGCCGACACCUAUACUUGUGGAUAGGAAUGGCACUAAAAGGUAGAGAACUGUAUUAUUCUUUUAUGUAAUUGCCAUACAAAAUAUAUCAGGUGCCAUUAUUUGGGCGAUAAUUCCCUUAUUUGUAACUUUCAAUAUUUGGAUGUUUACUUUAUAACAAUACAGAAUUGUAGCAUAAAA
This is a messenger RNA of Cydia fagiglandana, 11054 nucleotides long. RefSeq names its product protein sidekick (gene sdk). Gene Ontology annotation, molecular function: protein binding. NCBI's taxonomy places the organism in Eukaryota, Metazoa, Arthropoda, Insecta, Lepidoptera, Tortricidae. The record is from RefSeq and is a predicted model, not a curated record. The coding region runs from base 520 to 7185 and encodes 2221 amino acids. Gene Ontology annotation, biological process: cell-cell adhesion. The transcript is spliced from 30 exons.